UGUAGGUAUAGGUAGCUGCCCUGCGCUUGCUUGUACAUAGGCUCAUCGCAUCGUAUCGCCUCUCAUCCCUCCGUGCGCAUAUCCAAGCGGGCUCACGCCGACACCCACGCCUGGGACUCGAGAUUGGCUGCAGAGUGCUGGCAGCGCACCCGUUUGGGAAGCGCGAUAACCGUCCAAACAACACACUCACACUCGUACUUAUCCCCUGCGGCACACCCCGCAGCAUUCAUCCCAUCCUGCGUCAUCGCCCGUCCUCCCCCGACAAGCUCGGCUCGAACUGUACAUAGCAUCUACUGGUAGAGAGAAAGAGAAGCUACAUCCUGACGACUGUAUCAGGCAUCUCCAAGGCGCUUGCGUGAGUGACCACUCAAAUAGACCAAGCAAUCGAAGUCAAGAUGGCGCUCUCCUCCGAGUACGCCGCCAUACUCAACGAGCUCAACCGCGAGGUUCUACGUACCAGACCUAUCGACCCACUGCAGUUCUGCGCCAACUGGUUCAACAGACGUCUUGAAGAGCAGCGUGUCGCUCAUCGAAGUGCUGCUGGUGUUGGUGCGGGCGCAGAUGCAAGCGUCGACCCCGUGGCCCCCGCACCGACCUCUGUCGUCCUGCCGUUGUCCAACACUCCGAGCUUGACCUCGUUCUUCUCCUCUGCCAGUCCCUUUGGCGUUGACGUGGCUGGGGCCUCAACCCCAACAGCAUCGCCACACCGCGGCUCGCUCGACAGCUCAUCCAGCACCGAUACGGGCGACGAAGAGAUACCCGCACCAGACACCCCUGGGGCUUCCUCCGCCGGCAUUGGCCGCAGUGGCAGCACCUUCAUGCCUCCGCCCUCGUUCAACUUUGGCCGGCGCACGUCGGUCUCGGCCGAGUCGCUCGCACGCGCCUCGGCCUCGACCCAAUCGAGCAGCAAAACGGUUAUCCCCAAGACGGACGCACAGCUGGCUCGCAUCCGCGCGGCGAUCGGUAACAAUCUGCUCUUCCGCAACUUGGAGGAGGACCAGUACAACGAUGUCCUGUUCGCCAUGAAGGAGGUCAAAGUCGACCCUAGCGUAGCCGUCAUCGAACAGGGCGCACAGGGAGACUACUUUUAUGUCGUUGAGAGCGGCACGCUCGACGUGUACAUCAAGCCGACUCUCACGAGCAGCUUGGGCAAUAGCGGCUCUGUCAAUUCAGAGUCGGAUAACAGGAGCAGCUUUCCUUGUGCAGCCGCCACGGCCAGCGACCUCUCGAUGGCUAACCUGGGCGAGAAAAAGUCCAGCUACGGCCCCGGUCACUCGUUCGGCGAGCUCGCGCUGCUCUACCUCCAACCGCGCGCCGCGACGAUCCUCUCAACGUCGCCCUGCACGCUGUGGGCGCUGGACCGCGUCACAUUCCGCUCGAUCCUCAUGGAGACUAAUAGCCGCAGGCGUGCGCUGUACGACAGCUUCCUCAAGGACGUCGCACUGUUCGAGCACCUCAGCGACGCUGAGCGCGCCAAGAUCAGCGACGCGCUCGAGGUGCGCACGUACGACAUUGGCCAGCGCCCCAUCAAGCAGGGCGAGCGCGGCACCGAGUUCUUCAUUAUCGUCGAAGGCUUCGCAGAGGUCAAGAAGCGCAAGCUGGCGCCUGCGGCCUGCUCUUCGACUUCAUCAGUAGCUGGGCCCGCAGUCAGUUCCUCUACAGCAUUGGAUGAUGAGAUGACCAUCGGCCGCCUCGGCCGCGGCGACUACUUUGGCGAACUGGCCCUGCUUAACAACGCACCACGUGCAGCAUCCGUCGUCGCCGCCGCCGCUCUGCCCGGCGAAGUCGCAUCCGUAUCCGCAGCAUCAUCAUCAGCAGCAGCAGAGACAGCAGCUCCUCCGCCUGCCAAGAAGCUCAAGGUGGCCACGCUGAGCGAAAAGGCGUUUACGCGCCUGCUCGGCCCACUCGCAGGCAUCAUGGGACGUUACGCAGAGGAGCGCUACGGCCCGUCUUCCACGGCCGGCGCAUCGCUAGGCCCCGCAGCAGGCCCAUCCGGUGCCGGCGGCGUCAGCAGCUUGCCCAUUGCCGUGUCCGGCGGGAACGUGCCCGCGUCCAUCGCGCCGCAUCAGACAGCCACUACAGCAGGCACAUGGAUCGGCGGAAGCCCGUUCGGACAGCCGCCGUCUGUUCGGACAUGAUCUGAUAGCUGUCGUUUGCGCGCAAGCUGACGUGGUGAAACACAGCGUGUCGUUGGCCAGCAGGAUAAAGAAACGCUGCGUAGGCGCCUGCUCUCAUUUCAUUUUAUCGGUCUACAGAAAGCAAGAAGAGUUCGUGUGACCUUAAACCUGUACGAGCGAUGGAAAUGCAGUCUAAACCAAGCUUUGCAAAUUGUAUACACUA
Messenger RNA from Tilletiaria anomala UBC 951, 2340 nucleotides. Its product is annotated as camp-binding domain-like protein. The transcript has a single exon. Gene Ontology annotation, cellular component: nucleus. The record is from RefSeq and is a predicted model, not a curated record. Lineage: Eukaryota; Fungi; Basidiomycota; Exobasidiomycetes; Georgefischeriales; Tilletiariaceae. Bases 396 to 2138 code for a protein of 580 amino acids.